GUUUACCUGGUUGAUUGGCAAACGUGUUCAAGUCAUUAAGCAAGCAAGUAAACAAAGAUCAGCUGAAAAUUAAAUCAAAAACACUUUUUAUAUAUUAGGUAAUUCUCAUUAAAAUUUAGUGAUAUUCAUAUUACAUCGAAUGUAAUUUGGCCACUUUAAUCGAGAUCACGAGCGAUCGAAAUGCAUCUCCACUUCCAUUCAACAUUUUUUUAUCUGGCUUCUGCUAUCUCAAAGUCUAAAUGAUAUUUUUUUAAUUGUAAAUGAUUUAAUAUUUUACAGUAAAAUUUGUUGGACACAAGUCCUUGAUUUUUAGACCCUACUCGGUUGACCAAGAAAAAUUGUAUCAACGUCGAUAUAUCAUUAUUAUUUUUGUUGUUACCUUGAGAGGAGUAUAUCAGCUUAACCUAUAAUUAAAAGUUUGGUAUAAAUCUACUGCUGCCCGCUGCCAUGCUCGCCCAAUCCCAAACUGUUUUCAAAUCCUAUGGAAUGAUACAAGUCACAGCUCGAACCUACAGUCCGCUGCACUUGUCUUUCAAGCACUGAACAAAGCUGUGUUAUCAGCAUAAGUUAUAGAAUUUGUUAAUUCAACAAUUUUCUCGAUGUCAUUUAUUAGCAAUAUGAACACUAGUGAACCAGGGAUAGAUCCCUGGGGAACACCGCAGUCAAGUCUUUGUUUCCAGUGACAGUCAUGCAUGUCUGUAUGAUGCGUGCUUAGUGGACGACAUCUUUCUGGAUUCAAAUUUUCAUUCAUGAAACAGUUUGUUUUCUCCCAUCUUGAAUUCCCUCACAAGUUCCUUGGCUCUGGUACCCAUGGUAGCUGUUGAUGUACUGUGUUCGACCAUUUUCGAUGGGGCUAGAGGCACUGGUAUAGGCCAUAAGUUUCAUCAAAAAACUGUUACCAGAUAUACGAGGUUUACUUUCGAAAUUUUCUUGGUUUAAGAAAAUAUGAUGUUUUUAGACCCUGGGUUACCAGCUGCAGAAGAUUGCAGGUUUUUAAAUAAUCGCAUAAUAUUUUAGUACUGCACAAUACGAAGAUAGCACUGGUAUGUUUCCAUUAUAAUUACACAUGUUAGAAUGGCAUUUAUACAGAUAAACUCUUCAUUAACACACGCAGAACAGUCGUGGAUUGUAAAACUUAAUUAGGCCUCAGAAACCGAAUGACCUUUAUAUAAUUAACAGAGGGCGGCUUUGGCGAGAAGUUGCUUGCAUGUUAAAGGACCCUCAGCGAGAAGACAGAUCGGUUUCGCUUUGGGUUGAAUGGAAUGGUUUAGAUUUUUCAACAUAUACUUACUAGGGGCAAGUGGCCCUCUAUUGUUUAAAACAAUAUGUUACUUUCUUUCUUUUUCCUUAAAAAAGCUAGGCCCCCAGGCAGAUGCAUUUAUAUCAUAUGACCCCUGUGGAGAUCCAUCAGCUCAUAUUGAAACGGGGGUUAGAGCUUUUUCCGUUAUUUCUUUCAGAGAAUUUUUUACUCUUGUCUUUGGCCAUGUAGACCCUGCCUCAUGCACAUACUGUAUUUUCUCUAAUGGACACCGCCUUCUGAUAAACCCCGCCCCCUCCCCCCCGUCCUCUGUCAAAAGCCGCAUCUUGAAAGCGGCGCUCAUUAGAAAUCAGACUAAACAAGAAAUUACGAAUAAUUUAAAUGCUUAUAAUUCGAAAACUAUGAUAGUUUUCAUGUCACAGAAGAGACGGAAGACAGCUCUGACUGAGACAUUCCUUGGCAUUUCCAUAACUUUUGAGCAUAUAUUUUGUAGAGUUCAAAACAGUUCUCGCAAUAACUUUGUUAAUUUAUAUGUUUUUGGGAAAGGAAAAUAUUGUUAUAAGUCUGUUUUUAUUUUUUCCAAUGCAGUUCUCUUUUCAUUUUCAUUUGACACACUUUCAUUUUGUAUCAAAUGAUGCCCUCUGGUAAACACCACGCAGCAUCCAAAGGUUGGGCUUUGUAUCAAUGAGGUGGGUUUUAUAUAAAUGAGGUAAGGUAUAUAAGCGUGAGAACCGCAGGAUAGGCUGUCCACCGGAUUCAGUGAAUCUUGCAGUGAAUAAAGAUACGAAGAUAAAAUUCAGGAACAAAGCAAAACAGCGAAGAGAAUCCAAUGAAAGAAAUUUUCCAACUAAAUUAAAUAAAACGAAUAAUAAUAUUUUGCCCCGGCAUACAGGGCUUCAUUAGCGUAAAAUGGUCUAUGAAGUCUGUGUCCCAGAGCAUACUAGGUGCUAUUGGUUGCCAUUGCGUGCCUAAUGGUACCUAGCUUAGCUGGGGCUAGUCCUCAUCUUUUCAUGAAUAUAGACCCCCCACUUUAUUCAAGGGGCAAAUCACUCUAAGAAAACCUCGUACACCUUUUGAAAAAAGCCUACUGUUUUAUCUGAAAAUCCUCAGAAAUCCUUGUGUUUUAGGAAAAAUCUCGUACGCUAUUUGCAAGAGUGAAUCGCCCCUCGGUCUCAUUCGUAUAUGUAGAAUUUCAACCAUGUGCAACACCACGUGAUCACUUUUUAUUCCCAAGAAGGAAGUGCAGCGGUGGUUUCACAACCAUAGCGACAAAAUUUAAAGAGAAAGGAAUGGACUGCCGUAAUCUCAGCUAAUUUUCGAGAAAACGUACGAAAAAUAUGGCUUGCGCACCCGUCAAGUACAAAAUUGGGGUUAUAGGAGACAGUGGGAUUGGAAAAACGAGCUUGAUAUCGAGAUUUGUUGAUAAUUCUUAUCCCGAGGUCUACAUAACCACGCAAGGCUACAGUUUAUCCAAAAAGACCAUAAAUAUUGAAAAACAGAAAGUAGAACUUGAAAUAUGGGACUUCUCAGGUGCAAAUGAUUUUAGAACAUUAACCUCAUAUCAUUAUGGAAUUAUUCAUGGCUUCAUGAUUUGCUACAGUGUGGAUUCAGACAAAAGCUGGAGUAAUAUUGACAACUGGAUUGAGAACAUGUGUUUAGUCAUUGGAAACAAUAGAUUUGAUCACUCAGCAAAGCUCAUCAUUGGUUUAAAAAAUGACUCUCCCAGCAAAUGUGUCCAGGAAGAAGUCGUAGUUGCUAAAUGUCAGAGCCUCAGAAACACAGACAUAAUCUUGACAAGUGCAAAACAAAACAGAUUUGUGCACCAGGCCUUUUCUAACCUUACAAAAAGAAUAUAUGAUCAACAUUUCCCAAGUACAAAUCAAAAUUUAACAGCAGACAGAAGAGGUCCAAGAAUAUGUCCAAUUUUUUAACAUUUCAACGUAUUCAAUAAUCAAAUUUUACUCAUUUUAGCUAAAGAUAAAAUGUAGGAUGGAAGAUCAUAUGUAGACCUUUUUUUAAUUACUGUGUUGUAUUUUAUGGUAGCAUGUAUAGUAAAACACAAUUCA
Molecule: messenger RNA, 3324 nt
Organism: Rhopilema esculentum
Lineage: Eukaryota; Metazoa; Cnidaria; Scyphozoa; Rhizostomeae; Rhizostomatidae
Product: ras-related protein Rab-35
Biological process (GO): phagosome-lysosome fusion
Cellular component (GO): lysosome; phagocytic vesicle; late endosome
Molecular function (GO): GTP binding; GTPase activity
Source: RefSeq, a predicted model, not a curated record